Molecule: messenger RNA, 704 nt
Organism: Cataglyphis hispanica
Lineage: Eukaryota; Metazoa; Arthropoda; Insecta; Hymenoptera; Formicidae
Gene: SmD3
Product: small nuclear ribonucleoprotein Sm D3
Exons: 3
Coding region: 5-565 (186 amino acids)
Biological process (GO): spliceosomal snRNP assembly; RNA processing
Cellular component (GO): precatalytic spliceosome; SMN-Sm protein complex; U1 snRNP
Molecular function (GO): RNA binding
Source: RefSeq, a predicted model, not a curated record
AACAAUGUUCAUUCCCCCUCCACCCUGUCAGUGUGCGAAAACAUUCGGUUCCCUCCAUAACCAUAACCAUAACCAUAAUAUUGAUUUUAGAUUUCAGCAAGUAUUUAUAAGAGAAAUAUUUUUGAUUGGUCAUACCAUGUCGAUCGGAGUUCCUAUCAAAGUGCUUCACGAAGCGGAAGGCCACAUUAUAACCUGCGAGACAAACACCGGUGAGGUUUAUCGCGGUAAACUGAUAGAGGCGGAGGAUAAUAUGAAUUGUCAGAUGCAGAAUAUCACAGUGACAUAUCGGGACGGCCAAGUAGGACAGCUGGAAAAUGUAUAUAUUCGCGGCUCGAAAAUCAGAUUUCUCAUAUUACCGGAUAUGCUGAAAAAUGCGCCCAUGUUUAAACGGCCGGGUGGCAAGGGUUCGGGCACCGCCGGUAGAGGAAAGUCCGCUAUAUUGCGUGCUCAAGCUCGUGGUAGAGGAAGGGGACAGAAUCAAAGAGGCAAAGGUACUGGUUCGGCACCAUGGCUUAAUCAACAAAAUCAACCAGGAGGAUCUCAAACUGGCAGAGGCAGAGGAUAAUAAAAUUACCAUGGGAUAAUGAUUCCCAUAUUUUUGUAUCAUUUCUAGAUAAUACCUCUGAAUACAAAUUCAAAAUUACAUGCAUAUACAUUUUUGAUAUAUAUGUGAUAACUCUAAUAAAUUGGUUAUCAUAUUGCAA